AACAUGGAUCAUGUGAAGCAGUAUAUUAUGUAUAGUGUAUAUUAUGCAGUAUAGUUUCUCCUUCAGAAUAUUCUGGGCUAACUCUUCUGAACAUGAAGACAACAGGAAGACUAAAAUGGAGAGUGGAGGAAGCAAAUAAUGCUGAGGAAGACUGGGUGAGAAACAUGGAAGUCUUGGUAUUAAAGAUUGAAGAUCCAGGUUGCUUUUGGGUUACUAUGAAAGGAUGUGGGCCUUACAUAAUCGAUGAAGUAGAAUAUACAAACCUGAAUGCUGAAAUGAAUCAGUUCUAUGACAAAUCUUACAAAGAUGUGGAUGAAGUUAAACCACUAAUGGUAGAAGAAGGCCAGAUUUGUGUGGUUUUCAGUGAGGAACUCAAAUGCUGGUGUAGAGCAGUUAUUAAGUCAAUCAUGUACUAUAUGGAUCAUUAUCAAACAGAAUGUUUUCUUGUGGAUUAUGCCAAAAACAUUUUUGUUAAAACAAAGGACAUUCGAGUUGCACUGGAAGCAUUUAUGCAGAUCCCAUAUAGAGCAAAAAAGUGUAGACUGUAUCGCACAAAGCCAGUGACCUUACACAUCGACUUCUGUGAAAACACUGCAAAGAUAGUACCAGCCAAAAGAUGGGAUAGUGCUGCUACUCAGUAUUUUCAAAACCUUCUCAAAGCAGCUACCCAAAUUAAAGCCAAGUUAUGUGCUGUAGAAGAUAACACAUUUGAUGUUUUUCUUUAUGGGACAAUAAAAGAUGAAAAGGUAUGCAUUAAUGAUGAUCUUGUUUCAAAGAACUUUGCUUGUUUUGAGGAAACUAAAGAGAAUACAGGGAGUUCUGCAGAUUAUCAGGAGAACCUAACGUCAUUAAGUGUUGAGUCUCUUCCAGUGAAAACUGUUAAUCCUGCACUUGCUUUCAGGCCAGUGCUAUUUCAAGAGAAGGUAUCAACAGAUCUUGAAACAGGUCUUCCUGUUUCCAGUUUCUUUCUUAAAGAGACAUACCAAAGGUCAUGUACACAUCUCAGUGGAAGUACUGCAUCUAAUUCUCAAAAUCUUGGUGAAGAAAGAAACUUUGUCUUUCUUAGCAACAAAAUCGAGCCAUCAUCAGUUCUGGAAACAGCACCACUUUUUGAUAAUCUGAAAAAGGAACUUACUCAGAAAAAACAUUUAGGCCCUAACUUCGCAGAGUCAUACUGUUGGCCACCAAUAGCUCAAGGCUGUGAUGUAGUUGCCAUCUCGGAUCACGGAAAUGAUCCGUUCUUAUAUAUUCCACCGAUUCUUACACUUUUGCAGUUGGGAAGUUGCUACAAAGCCUUGCCAAACAUCAGUGGGCCACUAGCUCUUAUUUUGUGUCCUGGGUGGAAGAAGGCACAGCUUGUUUUUGAGCUACUACAAACAUACGAGAGGUGCUGCAGGCAGCUUCAUCCAAUGUUGAUAAUACUUGGGCAGAAAAGAGAAGCAGCUUUAAGUGUGAAAAUCCGAGAAUGUGAAGUAAUUGUGACUACGCCAUAUAGCCUCCUGAGACUGUUUGAACAUCACAGUUUAUUAUUUUGUAGACUUUGCCACCUUGUUCUUGAUGAGGUUGAGGUACUGUUCUCUGAUGCUGCUGAACAGGUUUUUACUAUAUUAGAUUGUUACAAGAAAGACAUUAGUGAAGACUAUUCAGUGCAUCAGAUCAUUGCUGUUGGAGCCCGUUGGAAUAAACAUAUAGCACGCUUGAUAAAGGAGUUCAUGAAUGGUCCUUACAUAGUGAUAACAACUAUAGAAGAAGCUUCCAUCUAUGGAAAUGUGCAACAGGUUGUGAGAUCUUGCAUGAACAGUGAGAGAAUUUCCGUGUUACUCAAAAUAUUGGACUUUACCCACAAUAAUCUUCAGAAGGUGCUCAUAUUCACUAAUACAGUAAAUGAGGCAGAAAUGAUUCAUAAGGCACUGAAGAACAACUCAAUAUUUUCACUGAAAUUACAUAAAGAGAGCGAGUUUAAUUUCAAGUAUAUCAUAGAGCAGUGGACAAAAAAGUCUAAUUCUGGCACUCAUGUUGUAUUAGUUUUAACAGAUGACUGCAUGCAGUAUUUGAGAAUUACAGAUGCAACUUGCGUGAUACAUUUUGGUUUUCCUUCUCCAAGAAUCUUUGGUCAGCGUCUACGCAGCAUGUCUGACAACUUCUGUAAUGUGAUAAAGGAUUCUUCUGUAGAUCAGGAAUAUACAAAGGCAAGGUCAGUAAUUCUACUAACAGAAAACAGUGAAUGUCAUGAACUUGGCAUCCUGCAUUAUUUGCAGCACGCAGAAGCUGAAAUUCCACCAGAACUGCAUGAUUUUACUGCUAAGAUGCUAGAAGCUGAAGAAGAUCAGAAGUUUUCAAGGCCACUGUGUGCCUACCUUAAAACAUUUGGAAUUUGCAAGAAUAGAACAGUAUGCCCAGAUCGUCAUCAAAUUAAUUUACAAAUAGACGUGCCCCAGAACAUACCAGAUAAAAUUAAACAAACACCUGGAUAUGUGACAAUACUGCCUCUUCACAUUGUAAAUGCAACAAACUACUUUGGUCGGAUAGUAGACAAACAAGAGGACCAAUAUACAAAUCUUGCUGAAGAAAUUAAUGAGUAUUUUAAGAAACCUGGUAAUAAAAUUUCUGUUAAAAAUGUGGAGAAGCUUGCCUUUUAUGGAUUAUGUGAAAAAACACUUUUUCACAGGGUUCAGGUGGUAGAGAUUUUCCCAAAAGAGGAGGAAAAUUUAUUCUUUAAUGUUAAAAUUAAAUAUAUAGAUGAAGGAAGAACAAGUCAAGUUCAGAGCUAUCACCUGCUUCAGUUGCCUGCAAGGUUUCAGUGUCUACCACCUCAAGCUGUGGAAUUCAUAGUCUGUAAAGUGAAACCCAUUGAUAAUGAAAUUGAAUGGAACCCAAAGGUAACCAGUUACAUUUGUCACAAAAUUAAAGGAAAACUACAUGAAGCAAAAAUAGUACAUACCUUGGGAAAUACAGCUUGGGUUGACCCAAUGGUCCGGCUUACCAGGCUUUCAGGUUUCAAGAUGUCGGUCAAUGAAUACAACGUUCGAUCUGAGAUUUUGUCUACGGGUCUGGGAACUGACAACCCAGAACAUAUAACACAACUUCAGCUGUGCAUACACAGUAAAGUAUUAGAUCAUACAAAGAACUUGAAGCCUUUAAGCAUAAAGGAGGAUACAGCUGGUCCAGAGAAUGCAUCCAAUCCACAGAAUAUGUCAAUACAAGAAAAUUCUACUGAAAACUGUAAUACUUCUAAAAUUAUUUUAGGGAAUCAUCCAUGUGAUGGCGUAGCUCAAACCAAGGAAGCAGAAGACUCUAGCCUGCAUCAGCGUAAAUGUUUUUAUCCAGAAAUAAAGUGGUUUCAAAAUGAAGAGACUGUUACAGUGAAGGUAAAAAUAGCAAGUGUAGCCGACUAUAAAUGUGAAUUCUCUAAACAGAAGGUGGUUUUCAGUGCUUGUUCAGGAGACAAACUUUAUUUGGCUGACUUGGAGCUGCAUCAAUAUAUACUUGCAGAAAAGUCUACAUGUGUAAUUAAGGAUAAAGAGGCUGUUAUUGUUCUCAUGAAAGAGAAAAAAGGAGCAUGGUGCAAAUUACUGAAGAACAAGAAUCUUCAUGUAUCUUUUGAUUUUGAACACUGGGAAGAUUUUGAAGAUAAAAGCCCUUUUUCAGUUGGUACUAAAAAACGGUGGUGCACUGCUGCAGUAAGUGAAGAAUGCACUGACUCCUCAGAAGACAGUGGCACAGAAAGUGAUGAGAGGAACAUUCUUGUUUAUCAGGGAUGACAUUUUCAAGAAACGCUGGGAUGCCUUUACUUCAAGAAUGGGAGGAGGAUUUGUAUUAGUAUGUUAACACUGACAGUUGUUUUUUUCUAGUAUUAGCAUAUCAUAUUAAAGCUGCUUCUUUCUGAAUAUUUAAGAAUAUUGCUGAUGUCAGUGGAAAACUGCCAUUUGACAGACAGUUGUAAUUGUGUGGUUAAAAAAAUUAGUGCUGUUGCAAACCUGACUAC
Athene cunicularia (burrowing owl) is the source of this 3985-nucleotide messenger RNA. It is a transcript of the gene TDRD12, whose product is annotated as tudor domain containing 12. Gene Ontology annotation, biological process: germ-line stem cell division; transposable element silencing. The transcript has 30 exons. NCBI's taxonomy places the organism in Eukaryota, Metazoa, Chordata, Aves, Strigiformes, Strigidae. The record is from RefSeq and is a predicted model, not a curated record. The coding region runs from base 93 to 3761 and encodes 1222 amino acids.